Molecule: messenger RNA, 1679 nt
Organism: Vigna umbellata (rice bean)
Lineage: Eukaryota; Viridiplantae; Streptophyta; Magnoliopsida; Fabales; Fabaceae
Source: RefSeq, a predicted model, not a curated record
AUGGCAUUUUGGCUAUGUUUGGUUUUGUUAGGUGGAUCAUUUGCGUACUUAAGAGUAGAACUGGGAGAAUUUGUGGCCUUCAUAGCUGCCGGAAACAUCCUCCUUGAAUAUGUAAUCGGCGGCGCCGCGGUGGCUCGGUCAUGGACCUCUUAUUUCGCCACCCUCUGCGGCCAACACCCUGAUGACUUUCGUAUAGUAGUCCACAACAUGAACCCUGAUUAUGGGCAUCUGGACCCUAUAUCCAUCGGAGUACUCAUAGCCAUCACUCUCCUCGCAGUGUACAGCACCAAAGGCUCUUCAAUCUUCAACUUCAUUGCCACGAUCUUUCACUUGAUUGUCAUUGCCUUCAUCAUCAUCGCAGGCCUAACGAAGGCCAACACCGAAAACUACAAACCUUUUCUUCCUUUUGAAGUUCGUGGCGUGUUCAAGGCUUCGGCUGUUCUUUUCUUUGCCUAUGUUGGCUUUGAUGCUGUCUCAACCAUGGCUGAGGAAACCAAGAACCCUGCGAGGGACAUUCCCAUUGGUCUCGUGGGCUCAAUGGUGAUUACCACAUUCUUAUAUUGCGCGCUAGCUGUGACACUAUGCCUCAUGCAAAAGUACACCGACAUUGACCCAGACGCUCCCUAUUCGAUUGCGUUUAGUGCUGUGGGAAUGGAUUGGGCUAAGUACAUUGUUGCAUUUGGGGCGUUGAAGGGAAUGACCACUGUGUUGUUGGUGAGUGCGGUGGGUCAAGCUCGUUACCUAACCCACAUUGCACGUACCCACAUGAUGCCUCCUUGGUUUGCUCAUGUUGAUGAGAAAACUGGGACACCCGUGAAUGCCACAAUUUCCAUGCUUGCAGCCACAGCCGUAAUUUCUUUCUUCACUAAACUUAAUAUUCUCUCCAACCUCUUGUCAAUUUCCACUCUCUUCAUCUUCAUGCUUGUGGCUGUGGCGCUUCUAGUGCGCCGCUAUUACUCAAGUGGGGUAACCACAAAGCAGAAUAAAACGAAGCUCAUUCUGUGCCUUGUGCUGAUUUUGGGGUCUUCGUGUGGAAUUUCUGGUUAUUGGGCAAGCAGCGAUGGUUGGAUUGGGUAUGCAAUUUUCGUGCCGCUGUGGAUUUUAGGGACUGUGGUUCUUUGGCUUUGUGUUCCGCAGGCAAAGCAACCGAAACUUUGGGGGGUGCCCUUGGUUCCAUGGCUACCUUCUUUAUCUAUUGCCAUUAACAUAUUCCUUCUUGGCUCUAUUGAUAAAGAUUCAUUUAUCAGAUUUGGGGUGUGGACAGGGCUCCUCUUGGUAUACUAUGGGCUACUGGGGCUACAUGCUUCUUAUGAUACAGCGAAAGGGUUCGAGAGCCAAAAAACUUCUGUGGAUGUUGAUAAGCAGUGGAACAAGGCGGAAGAAGGGGCGCAAGGGGCAAGAGGGCAAGUGCCUCUUACAGCAGUUACAACUGACUAAUGGACAAAAAGUUGCCGUAACUAGACAAAAGGCUUCUCAGCAAAUAAUUUACUUAAACUUUCGAUAUUCCAGUUAGUCAAAAAAAGUAGCUGUGGGUGUGUAUUUUUCAAAAAAAGAAGCUGUGGAUGUGUGAACAUGUUUCUUAUUAGUGUUGCUGAAUUAUUUGUAGAGUGAUAAUCUUUAGACAACGAUCUGUUUUAGAAUAGUUUCUUUUUAGCAGUAAAAUCUGCAUGGUUAGUACA